Molecule: messenger RNA, 900 nt
Organism: Chelmon rostratus (copperband butterflyfish)
Lineage: Eukaryota; Metazoa; Chordata; Actinopteri; Chaetodontiformes; Chaetodontidae
Product: coiled-coil domain-containing protein 92
Exons: 3
Coding region: 1-900 (299 amino acids)
Source: RefSeq, a predicted model, not a curated record
AUGGGUGAUGAGAGCAGCCUGUCGCGGCAGAUAGGGAGCGUGGAGAGGAGCAUGGUGUUCCUCAGGCAGGAGCACCUCACUUUACUCCACGGCCUCCACCUGGAGAUCCUCUCCCUGCAGAAACGAUGCUCAGAGUUGACAAGUGAGCUGAAGGUGAAGCCUCCAGGCAGAAGCCAAAUAGAGUUACAGGAGGAAGAGGAGCUCCUGGAGGCCAGCUGUCGGCACAUGGAGAAACAUCUGGCCGAGCGGGACUGCACCUUAGGAGAGCUUCGCAAGGAGCUGACUCACAAAGGGGCUUUGGUGGGAGCCCUCAGAGCUAAUCUCAAGGAGAAGGAGCGCCAUUUCCUGGAGGAGCUCAAACGCCGCAGCCACUGUUCCACCAUCCUCAACACAGAGCUACAGAAACAAACCGAGGCAGCAGCAUACCUCUCCUUCCAGCUGCAUGCUGCCAGGCAGAAACUGCACCACCAGCGGAUGCAGCAGAGGCAGGGACUCCUUGCCAGAGCCAACAGUCAGGGGGCCCAGUAUGGUGCCGAGCAGAACUCGGUUUCUCCACAGAUGCCAUCAGGAGCCUCGCCUUCCUCUCCAGUGGUAAAACCCAAGCGCAAAAGUGCUCGGGCCUCUGCGAGAGUGGAGCGGGCGCGGGAGUGUGUGCCCAUAGAGAAAGUGCUGGGCCCUGCAGAGCCCACAGCGAUGCCGGACCCUGCGCUCUUCCUCCACCCUCGACGGCACAGGGCUCGUUCCAGGCAAGCUGUGGUGCAAAGACAGCCUCCGCUGGGCCUGGAGAAGGAGGAUGAAGAGGACGGAGGUGCAGAGGGGCCUGUGGAGCACCAGGACGAAGCUGCCAGACUCAUAUCUACAGCUGCAGCGCCCCCUGCUGCUGAGACGAAGGCAGAUUAG